CUCGCCUAGAGCACACGGGGCCAGCCUCACCCUGAAAGAGUCGCCCAGGUGAUUGUGCUGUCUCCCCUGUCAGGCAGAGGUCUGUCCUGCCAAGGCAUCCUCACAAGGAUUGCAACUGUGAUGUGAUGGAGAGAGGCUUGUCUGCUAUCGUUGACAUCAAGAGCGAUGCUGUCUGCAGUUCUGUACUUCUGCCAGGGUCGCCCGUGUUCGCAAAGUGGAGAGCGAGCUUGCCAGGCUAAGAGUGAUCCAAAAAUAAAGAUAAAGGUGACUGAUGGUGGAGCAUGCCAAUGAAGUCCAUUUCGGAGUGUGGGAAAAGAACUGAAAAGCGUGGGAAAGGAACUGAAACACGAAAGCUUUGAUAUCAAGGCAAAUGGACCCGGCAACGCAAGACAAUUGACCUCAUUAAUACAUUUGUUAUCACGGGCCCCACAUAUAAACCUCCUGGGUCUCCUUAACUAAGGCAGAGCUAGACUACAUUGAACAGGGUGGACAACUAGCUGCUUUGUAAAUUAAUAGAUUUAUAGAUUCAUAGAUGUUAGGGUCGGAAGGGACCUCAAUAGAUCAUCGAGUCCGACCCCCUGCAUAGGCAGGAAAGAGUGCUGGGUCUAGAUGACCCCAGCUAGAUGCCUAUCUAACCUCCUCUUGAAGACCCCCAGGGUAGGGGAGAGCACCACCUCCCUUGGGAGCCUGUUCCAGACCUUGGCCACUCGAACUGUGAAGAAGUUCUUCCUAAUGUCCAAUCUAAAUCUGCUCUCUGCUAGCUUGUGGCCAUUAUUUCUUGUAACCCCCGGGGGCGCCUUGGUGAAUAAAACCUCACCAAUUCUCUUCUGUGCCCCCGUGAUGAACUUACAGGCAGCCACAAGGUCGCCUCUCAACCUUCUCUUGCGGAGGCUGAAAAGGUCCAGGUUCUCUAGUCUCUCCUCGUAGGGCUUGGUCUGCAAGCCCUUAACCAUACGAGUGGCCCUUCUCUGGACCCUCUCCAGGUUAUCCACAUCCCUCUUGAAGUGCGGUGCCUAGAAUUGCACGCAGUACUCCAACUGCGGUCUGACCAGCGCCCGAUAGAGGGGAAGUAUCACCUCUUUGCAUCUAUUCGUCAUGCAUCUGCUGAUGCACGAUAAAGGACUUCAAGAUCCCUUUCCACUUCCGAGCCCCCCAGCAGGUCAUUCCCUAGGCAGUAGGUGUGCUGGACAUUUUUCCUCCCUAGGUGCAGCCCUUUGCAUUUCUCCUUGUUGAACUGCAUUCUGUUGUUUUCUGCCCACUUGUCCAACCUGUCCAGGUCUGCUUGCAGCUGUUCCCUGCCCUCCGGCGUGUCCACUUCUCCCCAUAGCUUUGUGUCAUCCGCAAACUUGGACAGAGUACAUUUGACUGCCUUGUCCAAGUCGCUGAUGAAGACAUUAAAGAGUAUCGGUCCAAGGACCGAGCCCUGCGGGACCCCACUGCCCACACCCUUCCAGGUCGAAGCCGACCCAUCCACCACGACUCUCUGGGUGCGACCCUUCAGCCAAUUCGCCACCCACCGGACUGUGUAGUCAUCCAAGUCACAGCCUCUUAACUUGUUCACCAGUAUGGGGUGGGAUACCGUAUCGAAGGCCUUCCUGAAGUCUAAGUAUACGACAUCCACCCCUCCUCCUGUGUCCAGGCGUUUUGUAACCUGGUCAUAAAAAGAGACUAGAUUGGUCAGGCACAAUCUGCCUACUAUGAACCCGUGCUGGUUUUCCCUCAGCAUAAUUUGUCCUGCUGGGCUCUCGCAAAUGUGAGCCUUGAUAAUUUUUUCAAAGAUUUUGCCAAGGAUGGAGGUGAGACUGACUGGCCUAUAGUUGCCUGGGUCCUCCUUCCUCCCCUUCUUGAAAAUGGGGACCACAUUGGCCCUUUUCCAGUCCUCCGGGACUUGGCCCUUGCGCCACGAGCAUUCAAAUAUUCCCGCCAGUGGCUCUGCAAUGAUGUCAGCCAGUGCCUUCAGCACCCUCGGAUGGAGCUCACCCGGGCCUACCGACUUAUAGGCAUCCAGUUCUUCUUAACCCCCAGGGGCGCCUCUGUGAAUAAAACCUCACCAAUUCCCUUCUCUGCCCCCGUGAUGAACUUAUAGGCAGCCACAAGGUCGCCUCUCAACCUUCUCUUGCGGAGGCUGAAGAGGUCCAGGUUCUCUAGUCUCUCCUCGUAGGGCUUGGUCUGCAAGCCCUUAACCAUCCGAGUGGCCCUUCUCUGGACCCUCUCCAGGUUAUCCGCAUCCCUCUUGAAGUGCGGCGCCCAGAAUUGCAUGCAGUACUCCAACUGCGGUCUGACCAGCGCCCGAUAGAGGCCAGCAUGGGCUCAGCAGAAGCGGUCCCGUCGCGGCCCACUCCGAUUUGAACAAUCCUCUGGUUCUGCUGAAUCCCUGUCGUCAGCUCUCUCAGGUGGGGCAUGAGAAGAAGACGAGGAGAAGACCAGCCCCAAAGGAGCUGGAUAGAUCCUUGUUUGAGCAGUUCCAUUGUCUCCAUCCGUACGGCCACAAAACCACGUCAACAAAAGAUGCAACCAAGGAAGAAGUUCAAUCUCAAGUGCUGUAAAGCCCUGCUAAGGAACAUGCCCUACAGCAGCGCCUCCGAGAGAAUCAUGCCAACUGCCCCGAUGCCCUUGAUGCCACUGACCGCUCGAGGAAGAGCGAGAGCCUCAAGAAAGGCAUCCGUGAGGCGUGCCAAAAAUGUCAAGGCUUCCUCACAAAGAAACCUCAGGACUGGUCAGCGAGAAUGAUUGGGAAAUGCUUGCCUUCCAAAUGGACAGAGCACACAGUGAUGUCAGCUCCAAAUAGAAGUGCCCACUUUCCCGACCUUCAGUACAGAUCAGUCACUCCGCGGCCCCUGCCACAUGGACAGUUUUGCACACGUAGAGGAAGAAUGCAUCUCCCGCUAUGUGUGUGUUAGUAAAAGCCACCAUUGAGUAAGUGUGUAACGUAAUAAAAAGACAGGAGACUUUAUUAGUGCUGCAAAUUCUUCUGAAAUUUGCUGUGGACUCACCUGAGGCCUUCACUGCAAAGAACCUGCUUGGGUUUGCUUUAGCACUUCCUUCUGCCCGUUUACCUAGUCAUUGCUUUCCAUUUUCCCCGAGGGUUUUUCCCCUCUACUUGCCAGAGGAGGCUGAGCCCUUCCUGAGGCUGGAACAGGCUCAGGUUUCAGAUGGCAGAUCCAUUCCUCUUUCUACGCAGGUACUGUCCGUGUGGGAGCUUUGCCCUCUGAGGUGCAGCUCCCCGGCCUGAUACCGGCAGAUCCCAGGAAGGGGGAGCACACGGGGUGCUCCAGCAGGCUGCAGAGAGGCUGCUCCUGGCAGGGGAAACACCAUGGGUCUGGGUCCAUGCAGGCAGUUUUCCUUAAGCGUUCCUGGGGAUAACUGUUCUUCUGGCGUGGUUUAGUACCUGCCAAGGUGUUGCGGCUUAAAGCCCACUUUAUGGACAUGGGAGGCUCCUCCCUCGCUUGCUUCUGAAGCCAUAUGGCUGAGGACAGGCGAAACUUGGGGGCAUCUGAACCCCAAGCCUCCGUGCUUGGGCCUGCUGGUUGUAGGGCCACUUAUGGGUCUGAACUGACUCACUGAUUUGGACUUCAUUGGGCUGAUUUGGCUUGGAACGUGAAAAAUGUCCUUAAGAAACAAAAUGUGCCUCAAAGAGUGCUAAAGCAGGUUCCCUUUCAUGGCUUGUUGCCACAGCUAGCCAGCGCUGCAAUGGCUCGUCUCAUGCAAAAAGCUUCUUGCCAUUUUUGUUGGGAUCUUUCUGCUCUGUAAAGACAUGGACCACAUCUCCAUCCUAAAUUAGGCCUGGGGCCAGGGAGCCAAGGUGCUGGAGAACUGUCCAAAUCUCUACAGGCCACCAACCUUAAAAUAUUACAAUGGAUUUGUCCUGGAGAAGGCAGGCAGCCCGAGUCUCAUUUCCUCUCUUACUGUGUUCCCUGUAUCAUGGAGCCAUACAGGUCCUUUCCCUAGCCUUGGUGUAAGGCAGAGCAAUAUCAAGGCUUUAGUAAAUGAAUGUGCUGCUUCCAAGGACUCCCCUAGACCCGGGACAGGAGGUCUUGUCUACAGCAUAGGAGAUUCAGUGGGAGCGUCUACCCGGGCCUUUAGGGGGCAAAGCUCCUGGGUGGGCGUCUGCAAGUGCACCCAGAUCACAGCACACUGAGCCAAGUCACAGCAGCGCUAGGUGGCAGGGGAGCCAGGGGGUCGACUGGGCUCAAUGUGCUCAGAGGGGUUGGCUGGGGCAUGAGGCUGCUUCGGCGCGGGGCUCGCUGGCAGACAGCCCCAGCACAGAAGCACCCUCGUGCCACAGCCAGCUGGACGGGUCUAUUUGUGUCCUGCUGUGCACAAAAAAACUCUGAAGCUGUGUAUUUACAAGUCCUACCCUGCUGCAGAGGUGAUUAGUUUGGUGCUCUUUCAAAGACGCAUGGACAGGCUGUGCGGUUCAUUAGGCAAGUGCGCAGUAAACGUCUCAUGUGGACGUGCCUGGCACUCCCAAAAUUACCCCCAUCUGGGGAGCAGGGCAAGUGUUGAGUUGUGAUGACCUCCUGAUGGCAGCUGGGAAGACCCUCUGUCCACCGCUCUCAGGCUACUCAUGUCCAGCUGCUCCCCAGGCACCUGAUGGAGCUGGUUUCUGGAGUUGCUGCAAAAGUUGAAUCCAGAGGCUUUGCAGAGAGGUGCAGAGACCAUCUCCACCCCCGGCCUCAAACCCUAACCCGAUGCCGGGCAUCUGAACUCCCCCUCCAGAUCCGAGAUCAGGUUUCGAUAACAAAGCAAGGGUAAGAAUAAGCAUCGUGCCAGUCCUUGCCUGGGCACAUGGGAAGAUGUUGAGGGACCCUGAGGAUCCCCUGCUCAGGCUCACCCUGUGCCGAGGUCUUUGGGAUCUCAACACUUUGGGAUAUUUCAGGGCAUUGAGAUGUGGACUUACCUGGCAGGGUGGUGAGAAGCAAGAGCAGCUUCCCCCAGGACUGCACAGUGCUGGUCUGCAGGGCUGGUGGGGGCUCAAACCCCUGGACACCCCCUGCCAGCCCCAGCCUUGGCGGGGCCAGCAGAUAUCAGGUGUUUGUGGCUCUGAAUUUGCCUCACUUGACCUUCACAAGGUCCCCUCACAGUCCAGCACCUCCCGCUCCUGGAGACAGGCCCAGGAAAGAGCCUCAGUGGCAGAGGGUGCUGGUGGCAGGGAAGCUGCAGGGGCUGGGCCGUGGGAGAAGGAGCUGGGGCUAGAGGUGGCCCAGAGGGCUGGUGUGGCCUGAGCUGAGGCUGGAGGGUCAGGGCUGGGGUUGGACUGCUUGUGGGGAGCAGGGGGAUGUCCAUGGGAUGCGGGUCUCUCCCCACAGCCUCCAGGAGCCCCCCUCACCUGCCCCAACCUGGCUCUGGGGCACCUGGCACUGGGCACCAGGGCCCUGACUCUACCCUUGCUGCCCGCCCCAGCCCUGCCCCAAGCACUCGUGGGGGAGCAGGGCCAGGACGAGCAGGGCCCUGACCAGGGCGGUCAUGGUGCUGCAGGAAGGGAGCCCAGAGCCCAGCAUGGAAGCUCAGCUCCUGGGGCCGUGGUCCCCAGCACCCCAGGGCAGGUCCUUGAGCAGGAUCAAAUUGGGAUUUGCAUAGAGGUAGUGUGCCAGGGGAGGCUGGGACAGAUGAGAGGGCAUGUGCACUCCUCUGUCCCUGGCCAGGCCUCCCCAUCUCUGCUGGGGAAGCCUGGGCAAGCUCUUUAGGCUUCACCAUCACACCUCUUUGGAUGCGAGCAUUGUUUGUGGUAUAUGAUAUGUACCUUCAAGGGGCCAAUAGAUGGACCACCCAGUCUUUCCCCGUGAUGCCCUGCAGGUGCGGUUUGUGUUGGUGGGAGUUGUAGUUCUCCCUGCACGAUGUGAGCGUGUGAGUUGAUGAAUCCUGUUCCUAAUCAAGAUAAAGCUGUCUACCACUCCACCGGUCUCUGCUGAAUGGUGACUGGAGGAUGGGGCCCCAAAGGCGUGGAGGUCUGAGCGAGUCCCCUGUCCCUGGGAUCCGGUGGCAUACAGCAAGCACUGUACGGUUGUAGUGCGCAGAUUACAGCUAGACAACGAACCUUAGGGACGUUUCUCCCACCACAAUUUGGCACCCCAGAUGGGACCCGUCUAGCUUGGCGCCUUUGGAGACCUCCAUCCCCCGACAUCCCAGCGCGCACCAGGUAUGCUGCUUUAAGCCAACCCCUCCCUGCCGAUGUCCCAGCACAUCGCAUCCAGCCUGGAGACUGGGUGUAUAGAAAAACUUGGAAACGGUCUCCCCUUGAACCUAAGUGGCAAGGACCGUAUCAAGUCCUCCUCACCUCCCACACCGCCGUAAAAAUAGCAGAAAAGGACAACUGGAUUCAUUAUACUCGUACAAAAAAGACAGAAGUUUCACCAGAGCUCAGGAUCGGCUCCAACGCGAGCUUCCCUGACCUAAAAAGGGGGAAGCCAGAAGAAGACGACUGCGGACUUCGUGGGAGCACCGCACGCCCACCUGACCGCGACAAGGGUGAGCCAAAAGCAGACAAAAAAAUAAAAACAAACACCUCCUGGACCUGCAGACCAUUAGAUAAUAUAAAACUCAAACUAACCAAGGUCCACUAAUGAACUGUCACCCUUUUGGGGUGCUGCCCAGCCCAGAGAGCACCGAACUCCAAGUACUGCAUCCUCUAGACACUUUUGGAUCAGCUAAAACUGAGCACUUUGAGACUAUAACAUGUUCCAGAAGAUCAGUUAUUGGAGCUGCAGGGUUGUACAUACUAUUUGUGCUGAUUUUUGUUAUAAUAUGGUUUUUAUAACUAUGUUAUUUCUAAUCUUUCUCUUUGCUGGAGAAAUAAGUCUCUCACAGGGGUCGGCUAUAGCUGCCAGUUGCUGCAGAUGUGCUAAUCCUGGUGCCCGAGGUUUUCCUGUCUGGAUAAGCGAUUCAAUCGAACUCUCUGAUAUAGAUGGGAAGGUCAACAUUGCCCGUUGGUAUCCUCCCUCACAUUGCUGUAGUUCAGCAGAAGUUUGGGUAUUUACUUAUGAAACAGAAUAUUGUGUAAAGCCCAGCCACCCAGUUUUCAGACAAUUUGCAGAGUCUCCUCAGGCUAAGACUACUCUUAAACCUAAUGUUGCCCAUAUCUCUGAUAAUAAUAUAUACCUCCAAUACGUUGAGAGACCCGCUAAAGCAAAAAACCAAAGUGAUUGCUGGGUGUGCAGUCAUUUUCCUCUCCACACCCAAGGAGGCAUUCCCAUGACUCCCAUCCCCUUGGGCCCCAUCGAGUCACUUUUAAACCCCUCUAAUAACCAAGCUUGGGACCAAAGUCAGCAGGAGUUCCUUUUAGUAAAGCCUGUUGUUGAAAAUUGGUGUUUCUGUAUAAACUGCUCAGUAGCAGACUGCAUUAAUUUAGGCACAAGCAGAUGUCACCACUAUUUUACUAGUUCAAGUGGAGGAGACUGGCGUAAUAAUAACACAACAACUCCUACCUGUUGCAGCUCUUACAAUGAUUUCUACAGCAGCAAAAAUUUAACCAAGGGCACUAAUCCUAUCUGCACCCCCAUCUCCUCUUUAAAUAAUACCUUGUGGUAUUGUUUGUACACUGAUACCUCCCGGGGACAAUGCUUCUUCAAUGGAACUGCAAAUCCUUCCUUUAAAUCAAAGGGUGAACGCGGGGUGCUAGGAUUAGGAAACGGGGGCCGAAUACCUCCUAAGUAUUCAAACCUCGCUGCUUUAAAAGGACAAUACUGGGUCUGUGGCUCCCACGCCUACCAUAAAACCCCUGCCAAAGGAAAAGGUAUCUGCUAUCCAGCAAUGCUAAAACCCUCUACGUCCUUCGCCACACACCUUCCACGGGGCAGGUGGCGAAACAAGAGGGAUUUACAAAAAAGCCAUGAUAUAAUAGACAAAUAUCAAAAAACUCCGCUUACCAAAGGAGUAUUAGUGGGGUGUUCUUUAGCAGGUAUACUCCCAGGAAUAGACACUGCUUGUCUUAAAAGAUUUACACUACACUUGCAAGCUGUGAUAGAAAUCAUGGCUCAUGAAUUCAGCGAAGGUCACAAGGAACUCUCGAAGGCCGUUGCUGCCUUGGCUGACACCCAAAAAAAAACUCCAACAAAUGAUAAUUCAAAACCGUAUAGCCCUUGAUUUUCUCCUUGCUGCUCAAGGGGGAGCUUGUGCGGUUAUCGGACCAGAAUGUUGCGUUUGGGUUAACAUCUCUUUUACAAUAGUACAAACCCACCUCAAUGAUGCAGCUGUCCAUAUCCAGAAAGCCGAAGAUGUAGCUAAAAUCCCCAAAGUUACAUCUCUUAGUUGACUCACUAAUUGGUUGCCUUCCCUUACAGGAUACCUUAGACCUUUUAUAUUAAGCUUAAUCAAAACUGUUAUAACUAUAAUCUGCCUGUUGUGCUGUUUUCAGUGUCUAUGCUCUCUAGGACAACAGUUUAUGCAAAGGCAAGUAAAAAUAUAUGUUCAGUUUAUACAAAUAUCCAGCAUCAAUCAUCAAAACCUAACCCCACAAAAAGUUGAAUACCUAAAAGUGUGUUCCAAAAUUUCCUCUGGAAAAUUGAAACAAAGGGAGGAUUUGUAGCGCGCACAUUUGUUAUUACCCUGAAAUAGAAUAGUUUUCUGAUAGCAUACUGUUAGGUUUACAAUAAUUUGGAUUAUUAAGAAGUAUUAGCUUUAUAGCUGAAUACAAGGCAUGACCUGUGGCCUAGCAAUGCAGCUGACCACAAGGCAAAAUGAUAGCUAAGCCUUUCCUUGUGUCAAGUAAUCAUUUUAACUGUAUUAAGCAUUUUCUGAGUUAAAAAGUGGAUCUGUGUCUGUGUGCUGAAAAAAUCAGCUACAGCAAGAAGUAAGAUAAGACAGGGAAACCAUUGUUCUGGGUGCACUGGUUGCGUCCUUGAGAAAUAUCUACUACUGUGUAAGGUUUUGCUAACAUAUCAUAAUGUUGCUGUUACUUAACUUUUAGCUUUUAAAAAGUGCUAGUUCAGCUUAAUAGAAAUAUGCUGUUACAAAGAUUUGUAAAGCACCGCCCAAGUAUUGCUUUUUGUUAACCAUGUAGUCUUGCCUUGUUGUAAUAAGUAUAAAAGAUCGCCACACCCUUGAGGGGGAUGCAUUUUGCCUUUUGCUGGCUUUAUGGUCUUUGCUCGAGCAAAUAAACAGCUAUCUUUCUUUA
Messenger RNA from Alligator mississippiensis (American alligator), 9112 nucleotides. RefSeq lists its product as uncharacterized. The record is from RefSeq and is a predicted model, not a curated record. NCBI's taxonomy places the organism in Eukaryota, Metazoa, Chordata, Crocodylia, Alligatoridae. Bases 6676 to 8082 code for a protein of 468 amino acids. The transcript is spliced from 4 exons.